AUGUUCAGAAUUAUUCUCUUGUUUUUCUCCGUCUAUACGCUUGCUCCACUGGCAACUGGCGCUGAUACAGUCAUCAGUAGGGACAGUGCUCCUGGCCCAGGCAAACAGCUCUACACCUUGGUUCUCAAAACGGGCACAGAAACCAGCGCCGCUGUUGACUUUGCAAAAUCCAUUUUGAAAGUUGAUGGUAUGCCUACUUGGGUACAAAUCGACAAUGAGUUCAGAUCAACAACGAUCGAAGCCUCACCCGAGCAGGCUGCAGAGUUAGCGACUCACCUUGAUAUCGAGCGGUUAGUUCCGGUGGAAAUCGCUACUCACGACCAAGGCGUAUCAGGGGGAGAAAACAUUCCGAAAAAGGGGUACUAUAUCAACGCUAUCGAAUACCGGAACCGAACCCAAUUUGAAGCCACGAGUUUGGCUCUUAAAACCCUUUUGAAUGAAGAAAUAACCGAAUUCAAAAGUAGAUGGAUGGUUUACCUGUCUGAUGAAGACAAGUCUCGUGCUGAGUCUGUCGAAGGCGUAAGGUCGGUGACGCCAAUGAAGGCAUGUGUGAAAGGUUCAUACGCGGUGGAAACAAUCGACAGGGAUGACCAGGAUCAAUGUAAAGCAACAGACUCAACUAUCAGAAGCCUCCUUGGCGAUCGUGUGAGGACUGUAUGGAUACCUAAUGGAAACAUCCAGAAGUGGGUGGUACACAAUGUGUCUUUCGAACAGGUGUCACAGAUCGAGAGCAUCAACGGUGUUCUUGCCACCCGACCAGCCCUCAAGGGGAGGAGAGGUGGAACCACCACCCGUUCUGCAGAACUGGCACAUCUCCUGCGAGAGGAAGAGGUCAAGUACGAAACGCAGAAGAACGCUGCUACAGAAUUAGUUGCCAUCAGUCAACCAAGCACAAUCCCAGAAUUAAAUGAUCUCGGAAACUACGUGUAUGAAGAACACCAAGGCGGCGCAAGCUUUGUGUAUCAUAUAGAGACUGGGGUAGCCUUCAAGGUUCAGAGCCAGGAAUUCCAAAAUGUUGCUGUUGAGCAUCUCCUCAUCAAGAAGGCAAUAAAGUACCACAACGAACCUUGGGUGGAUGAUAACGAUGAUCCCGACGAUAGCGAUGAUCCUGACGAAGACGACGACGAUAAUAAUGCCGACGACACUGUUAGCAAGGCUGAUGUACCUAAGAGUGACCCAUGGUAUUCGCAUGGAACUUGUACCGCUGGGAAGGCACUCGGAACUCAAUUUGGUGCUUCCAAGAAAGCCACUCUCAUCGUUGUCAGAAUUCACCCUGUAGAUAAUUUGGAAGUUGAGGCAGCAUUGGAGUUAAUUCUGAAGGAUAUCGACAACCAUCCUGAACGGCGCAAGAGAAGUGUUGUUUCGAUGUCCUUGUCAAUGGGUACAGAGUGGGGCGACGAGGAUAUCAAUGCCUUCAAGGAUCUGGCUCAUCGGCUAAUUGACAAGGACAUCCCAUUCGUGUGCAUCGCAGGCAACAUUGAAGAAGAUCCUCCUCAGCCUGAGAUAGAUGAGUACCCGCAACUACUACAGGGCGCCGACUUACCCAUUAUCGUGGUUGCCUCUGUUGAUUCUACCGGCAGCCUAUCCGAAUUUUCAAAGACAGGCCCACAGGUCACCAUUCACGCUGUUGGCCAAGAUGUUAAAUGUCUAGGAAAAGAAGACGAUGAUAUGUUGGUAAAGAACGGUACAUCUUAUGCUGCACCGAUAGUCGCCGGUGAGAUCGCGAAUCUUCUGUCAUAUGAGACUGUGCCAUUCGAUACAAGUGAUGGAAAUCUGGUCAGAAAUCUCAUAGAUUACCUUCAAUCUGAUGAGGGUAGCUGGGAGCGAUUCCCGGGCAUACGUGUUCUCUGGAAUGGCGUCGAAGAGGGCGACAACCCAAAGGAGCUUGUUGAGUGUAAUGGGCUCCUAAGUGGUGUCUAUGUCGAGAGUGAUGCCGCCCAGGAACUUAUCGAAGAGGACUUUUGCCCCGUUCAAGCGAAACGGAACGGACUUCACCAGCAGGCUGGUACAGUCUCGCGCACCUACAACAUCGACACGCCAAAUAAGGUCACUCUCUCGUACACUUUGGAAGAAGGAACCAGUAUCAAUACACAAGAAUGCGUUAAGUAUCUCAUGAAGGCCUUGGACGGCUGUGCAUACGAAGACAACAAUGUUUCCAAUUACAAAGGCGGCGGCCAGGUGACAGUCGCCGGUUCUACUUACAGCCUAUCUCCUGGGUCCCUACGCUCGCCUGCCGGGUUUGGCAAGCAGGGAGGAUGCGACAGCGCGUACAAGUUGUACUUCAACCGGUACUGGGUGUGGGGACACGGCUGGGCAAGUUCGGAUCGCGGUGAGAUUCUCAAGGAAGAGUUGAAGGGCUGUGCACUGUUACCCAACACCUGGCAUUUCACUUACGGGUUAGGCGAUGAUGGACGCGAGUGGACGGCUGAGUUUCGGACUGGUGUGUUUCAGAAGGAAUGUGUAGGGCAUGCUGUGGUCACGGCGUCAGGUCUUGAUGACCUUGAAUGCCACGGUACUGGCUGGUAG
This is a messenger RNA of Fusarium sp. VM40, 2526 nucleotides long. The record is from the annotation of a GenBank genome assembly. Lineage: Eukaryota; Fungi; Ascomycota; Sordariomycetes; Hypocreales; Nectriaceae.